AUGCUAUCAAAGGAUAAUCCUAGUGUCUGCGGAUUUACUUUGACUCGAGAAGACAAAAAGAAGUUGGCGGUGACUCUUGCCUUUUGUUUUAUUGUGAAAGUUGCCAUUGGCAACACCGUUCUUCAAAGUUCAUGCCAAUUUGACCUGGAAACAACUGUGUCAAAGAGUUUGGAACUAUUGAAAAACGCUCUUGGAAGAGGUGAAUGUCCUGUUUCCUGUCCGGACGGCUGGAUUGAAUACCAGGGAUCGUGUUAUCUGUUCGGAAACACUGCGGGUAAUUUCGCACAGUCAGAGGAAUUUUGUGCUGAGAAUGGAGGAUACCUUGUCCACAUCAAUAACUCAAGCGAGAACGACUUAUUUAAAGACUCUGCCCGAGAAAGAUCAAGUCGAGACUACUGGAUUGGUCUGACGGACAGGGAGACAGAGGGCGUAUUUAAAUGGCUGGACGAUGGCUCACAGCUGGAUGGCUUCACAGAUUGGCCAACAAGUCAACCAGACGAUUAUCGUUCCAAUGAGGAUUGUGCAAUUAUACAUUCAGCGUAUGAUUUCAAAUGGAACGACGGUGUCUGCAAUAGUAAUUCACCCUAUCCACUGUGUGAACGAAUGAAUUAG
Molecule: messenger RNA, 612 nt
Organism: Mya arenaria
Lineage: Eukaryota; Metazoa; Mollusca; Bivalvia; Myida; Myidae
Product: perlucin-like protein
Exons: 6
Coding region: 1-612 (203 amino acids)
Source: RefSeq, a predicted model, not a curated record